AUGGCGGCGCUCUCUUCAGAGGUGGGGCAGGAUUCCGGCCCCGAGCCUACCGAGGGUGAUUUCAAGAAGCCGGUCCUGCCUCUGCCCUCUGCUCCGCGGGACCUUGCCCUGGGAUCCGCUCCUCAGGAGCGAGAGGAAGAGAAAGAGGGGGAGGAGAAGGAGCCACCGCUGCCUGGAGGUUCUGGGGAGCAGAGAGCCCGGCUGGCCCGGUGGCGAGACGUCUCGGAGCCCGGACCCGGGUCCUCAGCGGAGGAAAAGCUACGGCCAUCAAGGGCGGCGGCCUCUCCUGCCGGAAGCCCGAUUCCAGCUCCCCCGUAUCAGGAGCCGCCGUGGGGGGGCCCCCCUGACGUACCCUACAGUCUGGAGACGCUGAAGGGCGGCACCAUCCUGGGCAGCCGCAGCCUGGAGGGCCGGAGCCGUUGCGUGUUCGGGCGCCUGCCUAGCUGCGACGUGAUUCUGGAGCACCCUUCGGUGUCCCGCUUCCAUGCCGUGCUGCAGCACCGGGUGAGGGGCCAGGAGGUGGAGGACGACCCCCGCGGACCCGGCUUCUACCUAUACGACCUAGGGAGCACCCACGGCACCUUUCUGAACAAGGCCCGCGUCCCUCCCCGCACCUACUGCCGCGUCCACGUGGGCCACGUCCUCCGCUUCGGAGGCAGCACCCGGCUCUUUAUCCUGCAGGGACCAGAAGAUGAUAAGGAGGCAGAAUCCGAACUAACGGUAACUCAGUUGAAGGCUUUGCGAAAGCAGCAGCAGAUGAAAUUAGAGAAGAAGAUGUUGGGUGAAGACUCAGAUGAGGAAGAAGAGAAAGAUGCCACAGAAGAGAAGAGAAAUACUAGUAGUCAGGAUGUUGAGAUGGGGUGUACUUGGGGAAUGGGAGAAGAUGCCAUUGAAGAUGAAGUUGAAGAGAACCCUAUUGUCAUAGAGUUUCAGCAGGAACGUGAGGCAUUUUAUAUAAAGGAUCCCAAAAAGGCUCUGCAGGGAUUUUUUGACAGAGAAGGAGAAGAAUUAGAAUAUGAAUAUGAUGAACAGGGACAUAGCACUUGGCUUUGCAGAGUUAGGUUGCCUGUGGAUGAUUCAUCAGGAAAACAACUGGUGGCUGAGGCCAUUCACUCAGGAAAGAAAAAGGAAGCAAUGGUUCAGUGCUCCCUGGAAGCCUGUCGAAUGCUAGAUGCCUUGGGUUUACUGCGCCAGGAGGCAGUAUCUCGUAAAAGGAAAGCUAAGAACUGGGAGGAAGAAGAUUAUUAUGACAGUGAUGAUGAUACAUUUCUUGAUCGAACUGGCUUGGUUGAGAAGAAACGUCUUAACAGGAUGAAAAAAGCUGGAAAGAUUGAUGACAAGCCUGAGACCUAUGAUUCACUGAUUGGGAAGUUAAAUAAUGUAGAGAAAGAGCUUGCUGAGAUUACAGAGAAAUUGAAAGUCUCAGGCAAAGCCCUGACAGAGUCUACACCCCAGGAUUCUUUGGAUGCAUUCAUGACAGAAAUCAAAUCAGGGAGCACAUUAGAUGGUGUGUCUCGGAAAAAGCUUCAUUUAAGAACCUUUGAGCUAAGGAAAGAACAGCAAAGACUUAAAGGGCUGAUUAAACUUGUGAAACCAACAGAGAUGCCAGAGCUUAAAAAGACUGAAAACCAGGCUGAAAAUUUGGAAAACAAGCCUAAAAAGCUAGUAUUGCCUCUUUUUGGUGCCAUGAAAGGAGGAAGCAAAUUUAAAUUAAAAACUGGAACAGUAGGGAAGUUACCCCCUAAACGUCCAACACUCCCUCCAAGUUUGAUAAAAAUGAAAGAUGAGCCUGAAGAAGAGGAAGAAGAGGAGGACGAAGAAGAGCACAAAGAAGAAAUAAGAUCAGUGGAUCAUGGACCUCUUCAGAUGGAGAUGCAGUCAGAAGCAGCAAUACAAGAAACUUGUCCAACUCCAGAUAUUUCAAAUCAGAACAAACUGAUAGCUAUCAAACAUGAAAUAGGACCUCUGACUCAGCCCAGCCAGAAAGAGUUGAAUAAAGGGUGUCCAGAGGAUGGAGUGGCCCCAGUACAAGGGGGGUCCUCAGAGUCAAAGGACAGCUGUAAGCAGAGAAAGGAAGUACCGAAGAAAGCUGCUGGUCCAAGCAGAUUGCCACAGAUACUUUCCUCAAAGUAUCCAGAAGAUGAUCCGGACUAUUGUGUUUGGGUACCACCUGAAGGCCAGAGUGGUGACGGCAGGACCCAUCUUAAUGAAAAAUAUGGCUACUGAUUUCUGCAAGCUGCCAAGUCCUUUCUUUUAUUCAGUACUACUCAAGAAUUGUGGCAAGCACCAUUACCCCGUGCAGCUUGUCACCAUUUCAAGUUGGAUCACCAAGGAUGAGACGUUUGGGAGACUCUUUGUAAAAAAUUGGAUGUCUUGAUCUCUUCACCCAGAUUUUUGACUUUCUGAACUGAUGAUCUUUUAUUUUUGUCUCCCUUCUGAAAUGAUUCAUGUUCUUGGUGUUCAUGUAUCAAAGUGAAAGCUUAUGUAUGUAUAUAAGAUAAGAACUGUGUACUUCCAGGCUUAGUAAAGCAGGAGAAACAUGUUUUCACGAAUUUUCUACAUCAUUAAAAAAAAUUUGUUGA
Molecule: messenger RNA, 2582 nt
Organism: Monodelphis domestica (gray short-tailed opossum)
Lineage: Eukaryota; Metazoa; Chordata; Mammalia; Didelphimorphia; Didelphidae
Gene: SLC4A1AP
Product: solute carrier family 4 member 1 adaptor protein
Molecular function (GO): protein binding
Source: RefSeq, a predicted model, not a curated record